AUGUCGGUCAACGCCAAUUCGUCGCAACUCUCCGAGUACCUCGAGCGACUGCCGGGUACAACCUUCAGACGACUCUACCAGCAGCCCUCGACCGCCUUCGCCAUCUUCAGGCGCAUGCUACCUCACCUUGCCAAGACCAUUGUCAUGGCCAUGCUGUACAUGCCCACGCCUUUCCUCCUCUCCGAUCUCGAGAUCUGGGUCAAGCCCACGGCAAAGCGUCAGAAGGACCAGGCCCUGUCGAUCCUGCGAGCCCUCCACAUUAUCGCCGUCACCGUACCUUGUAGAGAGACGCCCCAGUCCAUGACUCUCACGGCCAACUUCAAGAGUAGUCUAAGGUUUGCAUUAGAAGGUGGUGGCGAUCACAACUCGUUUGGCGUGCCGUCGCAGCUGCCCAUUGCCGCCGAUGUCGAUAUCGCAUUCCUCGACAAGUACGCGCGAAAGAAAUGGGACGACAUUCUUCAUUUCGUCGUCAACUCCGUCGGCCUGAUAGAUUCGCGAUCCGAUGGCAGCAAUGGGCCCAAAGCAUCCGUCAAGGAUCUGCUCAUGGCCGGCCGCCUGGUGGAGCGCAAGGGUGCCUCAUCCACCAUGAACAUCACACAAGCAGGCUUCACUUUCCUGCUGCAGGAAGCCAACUCCCAGGUUUGGACCCUGCUCUUGCUGUGGCUGGAGGCUGCCGAUCAUGCCAACAAAGAAGGUCACCACACCGGCAUGGAGAGCGUUGACAUGCUCUCGUUCCUUUUCUUGCUUGCCUCCCUCGAGCUUGGACGCGCCUAUAGCACCGAUGCCCUCACCGAGCCUCGCCGUAAUAUGAUACCCUAUCUGGUCGAUUUUGGUCUUAUCUACAUCCCACACCACGAUCGCCGACAAUACUUUCCGACACGUCUAGCCACCACCCUCACAUCGAGCGAGAGCAGUCUACGAAGUGUCAGUGCCGGGUUCACAGCCGCCAGCGAGGGCAUGGGCGGUGCGCAAGACAGCAACGCCAUCAUUCUAGAGACCAAUUUCAGAAUGUACGGGUACACGUCCUCGCCGUUGCAAAUUGCGGUGCUUGCCCUCUUCUGCGACCUCAAGAUGCGCUUCCAGGAGCUCGUCUCGGGCAAGCUGACGCGCCAGUCCGUUCGUCGCGCCGUGGAUAUGGGCAUCACCGCGGAUCAGAUCAUUUCAUACUUGGCAACGCACGCACACGAGCAAAUGCACCGCGUGGCCGCAUCGGCCAAGAAGUCCCUCCUGCCGACGGUCAUCGUCGACCAAAUCCGGCUGUGGCAGCUGGACACGGAGCGCAUGGCCACCACCAACGGCUUCUUGUUCAAGGAGUUCGACGACUACAAGGAAUACAUCAGCGUCGUCACGUUUGCAGAUGAGAUCGGCGUAUUACAGUGGAGAAACGACCGGAAGGGCAUGUUCUUUAUCACCUACGCAGGCCUGAGUCAGGUCAAGGACUUUGUUAAGAAUAAGAAUAAAGAGAAGAAGGCGGGGAAAUGA
This is a messenger RNA of Pseudomassariella vexata, 1482 nucleotides long. RefSeq names its product transcription factor Tfb2-domain-containing protein. The transcript has a single exon. Bases 1 to 1482 code for a protein of 493 amino acids. The record is from RefSeq and is a predicted model, not a curated record. NCBI's taxonomy places the organism in Eukaryota, Fungi, Ascomycota, Sordariomycetes, Amphisphaeriales, Pseudomassariaceae. Gene Ontology annotation, cellular component: transcription factor TFIIH core complex; transcription factor TFIIH holo complex. Gene Ontology annotation, molecular function: double-stranded DNA binding; ATPase activator activity. Gene Ontology annotation, biological process: nucleotide-excision repair.